GCUUUGUCCUGCUGUGGUCCCCCUCGAGAGCCAAGACGUUGUUCCACGCAGUGCCGUGCGCCCCCGGUCCGGACAGCGGUGCCCACUCCGCGAGGUCGGCGCUGGUCCCGCUGCAGCACAGCGCUAGGAUGGUGCACUGUGCCGGGUGCGAGCGGCCCAUACUGGAUCGCUUCCUGCUCAACGUGCUGGACAGAGCCUGGCACGUGAAGUGCGUCCAGUGCUGCGACUGCAAGUGCAACCUGACCGAGAAAUGCUUCUCGAGGGACGGGAAACUGUACUGCAAGAACGACUUCUUCAGGCGCUUUGGCACCAAGUGCGCCGGGUGCCUCCAGGGCAUCUCGCCCAGCGACCUGGUGCGGAGAGCGCGGAGCAAGGUGUUCCACCUCAACUGCUUCACGUGCAUGGUGUGCAACAAGCAGCUGUCCACCGGGGAGGAGCUCUACAUCAUCGACGAGAACAAGUUCGUGUGCAAGGAGGACUACGUGAACGCGAACGCCAUUAAGGAAGUCAGUCUGAACUCAGUAUCCUCGUGCACCGACCGGAGUCUGUCGCCUGACCUCCAGGACCCGACGCACGAGGACCCGAAGGAGACGGACAAUUCCAUGUCCUCGGACAAGGAGACGAACAAUAACGAGAACGAGGAGCAGAGCGCGGGCCAGAAGAGGCGCGGGCCCCGGACCACCAUCAAGGCCAAGCAGCUGGAGACGCUCAAGGCCGCGUUCGCCGCCACGCCCAAGCCCACGCGCCACAUCCGCGAGCAGCUCGCGCAGGAGACCGGCCUCAACAUGCGGGUCAUCCAGGUGUGGUUCCAGAACCGGAGGUCCAAAGAGCGCCGGAUGAAGCAGCUGAGUGCGCUGGGGGCCCGACGGCACGCCUUCUUCCGGAGCCCGAGGAGAAUGCGCCCCCUGGGCGCCAGGCUGGAGGACUCGGAGCUCAUGGGAUCGGGGCCGUACAACUACUACGGAGAUUACCAAGGCGACUACUACGGUCCCGGCGGAAACUACGACUUCUUCCCCCACGGCCCCCCGUCGUCUCAAGCGCAGUCGCCGGCGGAACCCAACUACAUCUCGGGCUCAGGGCAGGGUCCUCUGGAGGGGCCCGUCUCAGGCCACCACCCCUCGGACAGUCAAAGGUACACGGACAUGAUGUCGCACGGCGACACGCCGAGCCCCGAGCCGGGCCUCCCCGGUCCGUUGCACCCCAUCCCGGGGGAGGUGUUCAGCGGGGGGCCGAGCCCGCCCUUCUCCUUAGCCAGCAACUCCAGCUACAGUGCCCCCCUGUCCCACCCGAGCCAGGAGAUGGCGGAGACGGCGGUGUGGUAGAGCGGGCGCCCGAGGGCUCGUGUCCCGCGUCUCCGACGCCGGCGCGCGGACGCCUCUCUCUCCGAAAGGCCGCGGACGAGCGCCGCCUGCGGAGACACCGCGCGCGGGACUCGACCCCGCGCCCUUCCCUCCCGGCGCUCCCCGCAGCCCUCCCCACGGACACCCCCGCGACGUCUUCAGCACCGUCCGAACUUCCCGGAAGAACAAAAAUCAGGGCAAAGUUUCCACUCUCUUCCGGAGCGUCGCUGUCGGCGACCGGCCGCCGUCUCCACACGUAGAGUAAAACCCUGUUUCCUCCCACUUUUCUAAGCUGUCCUCACUUCCGCGAGAAGGAACACUGGUGCCUGUGCCAAAAUGUUGGGUCCUCACUUCAGUAUAAUAAAGCAUUGUCCAAAGUGUGCCGUUACGCCAGGCGUUAGGCUCCCUUUGUCUUCUUUUCGUCGUC
Scleropages formosus (Asian bonytongue) is the source of this 1767-nucleotide messenger RNA. Its product is annotated as LIM/homeobox protein Lhx5-like. Gene Ontology annotation, molecular function: DNA-binding transcription factor activity, RNA polymerase II-specific; zinc ion binding; RNA polymerase II transcription regulatory region sequence-specific DNA binding. Gene Ontology annotation, cellular component: nucleus. Gene Ontology annotation, biological process: regulation of transcription by RNA polymerase II; neuron differentiation. The transcript has 5 exons. The coding region runs from base 129 to 1322 and encodes 397 amino acids. Lineage: Eukaryota; Metazoa; Chordata; Actinopteri; Osteoglossiformes; Osteoglossidae. The record is from RefSeq and is a predicted model, not a curated record.